Molecule: messenger RNA, 4047 nt
Organism: Drosophila novamexicana
Lineage: Eukaryota; Metazoa; Arthropoda; Insecta; Diptera; Drosophilidae
Product: putative mediator of RNA polymerase II transcription subunit 26
Exons: 4
Coding region: 136-3960 (1274 amino acids)
Source: RefSeq, a predicted model, not a curated record
AGCCCCGACAUAACGGCACUUGUCACAGCGCGAGACAUAAAAGCAAAUACUGGCGCAAUUUGUCGUUAAAAUUUUCACGUGGAAUCGUUUGGGAUUUAACUUAAAAAAACUGUGGAUAGAAUUUGAAAAUUAAAGAUGCGUCGCCGUGAUAUUUUACGGAUGUGGGCGCAAAUAGUACAACAGACGGGCAUAGAGAAAUAUACGGCCAAGGAAUGGCAGGAAAACUACGAAGAGUUCUGGAAAUGCAUGCAGUCUCCCACAGAUCCAUAUAUACGCAUUGAAAGUAUCGAUCAUCUGCUAAACGAUCAGGCAGUCGGGAAUCAGCAACAGCAGCCGCCAAAAUUGAAUCCAACGAAACGUAAAUCUCAACCGAAAGCUGAGCAAGCGUUGGUCCACAAUUAUAACGAAUCCGAGCCACUGGCUAUAUGGCGAAAGCGCAUUAAAUCGGAGACAAAUGUCUUGUUGUCGAAAGAAUCAAAGACAACCAAAGCCAAGAAGCAGACCCGGAAUACAGUUGGAGCAGCAGCUACUGAAGAUCAGAUUCCAAAGGGAAAGGAAACUGACGAACAGAUGGUAAACGAGGAUACACCUGCUCCAAAAUUUACUAACAAUUAUUCGAGAAGAAGCGCCGUCAAACAAACAGCCAAGUACAGUCGUCCAUCUCUUCUCCAGGAUGCAUCGUUGGAAUGUCAACCGGAUGAGGAGGAAGCUCAAGCUGAGGAGCUAGGUAAGAUACAUGAAAAGCGUAAACAGCAGCAAAAUCAGCAUGAGGACGCGGGUACAGAGCUUGAACAGCUGGAAGCUCAAGAGGAUGAGAUAGAUGUAGUGAAUGUAGAGCAGGAAACUCAACAGGAUCAACGGGAGCAAGAAAUUGAACAACCGAAAGCUCAAGAUCAACAAAGGGAUCGCAUAAUUCUUAAGAUUAAGAAGCAACAAAUUCAGCAAGAGUUGCUAUAUGAGUUGGAGCAAGGAAUUGGACAGCAAAAUUUACAGGACCAUCAAAAGAAUAAACUAAUUCUUAGGUUUAAGAAACAAAAAAUUCACCAAAUAACUGAGCUGGAGCAAGAUGUUGAGCAACAGCAGCCUGAACAGAAGCAGGAGAAGAUUAUGUUGCAUAAAAAUCCAAAAAAGCAGCUUAUUCAUGUAUAUGAAAACAUGGAGAAGCAGGAAACUCUAUUGGAGAAGCUGGAACUACCAGAAUCCGAGAGUUGGGAGCAGGAAUUUCAACAAGAUCCGCUAAGUGAGCCGGAUCAUGAGUUGCAGGAACAGAAGCAACGAAAUCGAAAACAGAGAAUGCAGCUGGAACAAGAUGUUGCCCAGCACAAAGCACCAGAGGUGCAGCAAAUUCAACAAAUAAUAAAGAAUAAGAAGAAAAAAGUAUACCAGCAGCUGAUGGAUGAGCUGCAACAAGAGAUUGGCAGCCACAAAGUUCAACCGGAGCUGCAUGAGAAGCUUCCGAAUCAAUUAAAACAGAACAGAAAGCAAAACAAUCAUAAGGAGCUGCUGAAUCAGCUGGGCCAAGAGAGUGAGCAGCAGGAGCCGCUGAAGCAGGUGGUAGAAAAACGGAGACCGCAACAAGAUCAUGUCUCAAGGCAAAAAGUACACCAAGAGCUACUAACUGAGCUGGAGCAAGAGAUUGAAAUGCAGAAAGCAGAACAGAAGCAAAGUAUUCAAAAGCAGAAACUUCAAAAGGAGCAGGAUCAACAUGGGCAAAAGACAGAUCAAGAGGAGCAUCAGACCGAUUCUGAGCCGGAUAUCGUGUCGUCGCAGCCCAAGAAAAGCACCAAAAGGGGAAGGCAGUCGGAUACUCCAGCCAGGCAAAAUAAAAGAAAGCAAGCUAAAAAUACAAGCCCAGAGCUAGACGCUGUGUUGGAGCAGGCGUCCGCGCCACGUCGAAUACGCACGCGCUUACAAUGCUCCAACCAAGAACAACAGCAACAACCAAAUCAAGAUCAACAGCAGCUGAAUGCGAUUAGAAGAUGCAGCAGAUCAAAGCGUCAAUCAAAUGCUGUAAUCUUAGUUUGCGCCACCCUCGAGUACUUGCCACAUAAUAAUCAAUUUCUUUUGUUACCGCAGAUGAACGCUCAAAUCGCGCACAUGUCGCAAAAAGCAAUCGAUUUAACACCGACUGACGAUUCAGCCACAUCCGCUGCUUCGACUUCCACUUCCACUUUGCAAUCAAAUGAGCCGGAAAAUCUCUGCAUGCCCAAGGGCCGAAAACAUCUUGAAGCUGUGCCAGAAACUCAAGAUAAGCACAAGCUAAAUUUAAGCCCGACUAAAGACUGCUCCAAGCAGUCGCUUGAGCAACCUGUUGAGCAUAAUUCGAAUGCCGAAUCUGAGCUGGAGGAUAUGCUCAUCAAUGAGGCUAUGCAGCUGACCGCUCCACUUACCGCACCCACGGAUCUGGGUCAAAUAUUGGCCGACGAUGGCAAAUGUGGCGUUCAGGAAAUCGAUCGCUGUUUGCAGAUCUUUAAUGACAAAACGCCAAGUGAGAUUGACCAUCAAAUAGCUGAUACAACGGAUUUUUUUGAUAAUUUGCCCAAUUUGUCAACAAUAGUUGAGAAAACGCCACUCGAGCUGGACACGGUUAUGAAUAAUGUGCUCAAUUACGAAGGCGAUGAUGAUGAUGAUGACGAUAUUGAUGCUAUAUCAGUGACCACAUCCUGGGACGGCGAAGAUGAGCCCUUUGGCUAUACAAAUUCAGCCAAGCAGCCAACUGAAAAUACAAAAGUUGCACUGGAGGAAAAGGCAGCCGCACAGCCAGUGAGAGCUCAAGAGAGCUUCGAGACAGUUGCUCAGAUUGAUUCUACGGUGUCUUCCGCCAAGACGCGUCUCAGCGAGUUGAUGAAUUUUCGCAUACCCAAGAAAGAAAACAGACAGUCGGAGCAACUGCCACGACGGCAGCAAGGGAAACAGCCGGAGGCUCAAAUUAUGAGAAGCCAGCAGCAACAGCCGCCGCAGCAGCAGCUGCCAAAGGGACGGCCUGCCAGAGGCAGCACAAGAUUAGCUGCAGCCGGAGAAACGACAGCCAACUCCGGUCCAAUCUUUGCGCCACCGUUUCGCCUGCCACCGGAACCGGACAAUGCACUCUCCGGCAUUCCGAAUAUUUAUACAAACGAAUGCAAAUAUUUCAUAUUUGGCAUCAAAUGCUGGCGCUUCUUGGAUGGGCAAUGCGACCAAAUCAAUUGCCAGCACACGCUCAGCGGUCCGUGGGAGGUGCAGCGGCGCCUUCAGUCGAUGAAGCUGGACAAAUUAUGCGACACGUACAGCAUGGUGUUGCGUCAUGGGCUGCUCUUUCGAAACUUUUUCGUGGUAUUUGCUGAGAUCUUCGGUAAUCGUGGCAUGCGGUCGCAUCUGCUGCGAAUGGUUCAGGAUUGUAGCUUAUAUAUGGCAUAUUGUGCGCCCUUUAUCACGGAUAUUUAUUAUCUGCUGCUGCGCUACGAGCUGGCGCCUCAAUUGGCGGCGGCGCAUUUCAUGAAGCAUCUGUGGCGUCCAAAUAUUGGUCACGCCUAUCCGGAUUUGACCAUGCAGCUGCUCCGAAUACUCGCUGCAGCCGAUUGGUUUAAUUACAUACCAAAUCUGAAUCAUCUGUUCUACAAUCAGAGCUUUCCCAUACCCGUCGAAUUUAUGGCCUGCCUGGCCCAUGAUGCUGUCGGCAAGAAUGAUCCGGUGCUGGUUAAAAAAUGUUGGGAACUGGUGCUCUUCAGUCCCAUCGAUCGAAAUGACGAAGCUCUGAGCUCGGUUAUUAAAAUCCUGCAGAACUGGAGCGAAACUGCGGGCAAGGUGCAGGCGGACGCAGCUCAGCCGGCGAUGCGGGAGCAACUGCUGUUGCAGCAGCAGCAGCAGCAACAAUUGCCGCAUCGCUACGUCAGCUUGCCGCCAGCGGACAAAAUGGCCUACAAUCUGACGAAUCCGUUUCGACACACCUUCGAGGAUAAUAUCGAUUUGAGCGAUUUUUAGGACAACGGCAAACAUUUGACCUUUCGGACUCUGGACUUUAUCGUUAUUUGCUGUUGAGCAGCGUUUACAAAUAUUCAUUUUAACAAA